Cynara cardunculus var. scolymus (artichoke) is the source of this 1403-nucleotide messenger RNA. Its product is annotated as PI-PLC X domain-containing protein At5g67130. The record is from RefSeq and is a predicted model, not a curated record. Gene Ontology annotation, molecular function: phosphoric diester hydrolase activity. NCBI's taxonomy places the organism in Eukaryota, Viridiplantae, Streptophyta, Magnoliopsida, Asterales, Asteraceae. The coding region runs from base 67 to 1296 and encodes 409 amino acids. The transcript is spliced from 9 exons. Gene Ontology annotation, biological process: lipid metabolic process.
ACAAGACCGACAUUCUGAUGAUUAUUCCACUAAAUAUAUCUCUCUGAUCCUUCAAAUUUCUCAUCAAUGGAGAGAAUCAAAUUUGGAUGCAAUGUGUUCUUGGCAACUCUCUUCUCCACACUUGUCCUCUUCACCUAUGCUUCAGCACUCAAGGAAGGACAAACGUGCGUAAACAAUAACAACUGUGACUCAGGGUUACAUUGUGAGGCUUGCGUCACAGACGGCAAUCUUCGUCCUCGGUGUACUCGUAUUCAACCUCUCAGUCCUCUAUCUAAGGUGAAAGGAUUGCCAUUCAAUCGGUACUCGUGGUUAACGACGCAUAAUGCAUUCGCUAGAUUGGGAGAGAAGUCGGAUACUGGCUCUAUCGUUCUCGCUCCUUCGAACCAGCAGGAUUCUGUUAGUUCUCAGCUCAAUAAUGGCGUGAGAGGACUGAUGCUUGAUUUAUAUGACUUUGAGAAUGACAUUUGGUUAUGUCAUUCCUUUGGUGGCAAAUGCUUCAACUAUACAGCUUAUCAACCUGCUAUCAAUGUACUGAAAGAGGUUCGAGAUUUCCUAGAAAAGAAUCCCACUGAAAUCGUUACUAUAAUCAUUGAAGAUUACGUUACUUCUCCAAAUGGUCUAAGCAAUGUCUUCAACGCUGCUGGUUUGAGGAAAUUCUGGUUUCCAGCAUCUCGAAUGCCGAGUGAUGGUCGUGAUUGGCCCACAGUUGACUCCAUGGUCCGGCAGAAUUUGCGCUUGGUAGUUUUCACCUCCAAAUCUUCCAAAGAGAAGACGGAAGGGAUUGCAUAUGAGUGGAAGUACUUGGUCGAGAAUCAAUACGGAACUGAUGGGAUGAAAAGUGGUCUAUGCCCUAACCGUGCAGAGUCCGCUGCUAUGAACACUAAAUCAAGAUCACUGGUUUUGCUGAACUACUUUCCAGAUACCCCGGAUAUCACCCAAUCUUGCAAGUACAACUCAGCCCCAUUAAUAAGCAUGAUGAACACAUGCCAUGAUCUAGCCGGUAAACGGUGGCCUAAUUUCAUUGCUGUCGACUUUUACAAGAGGAGCAACGGUGGGGGUGCACCUGCUGCUGUAGAUAUGGCCAACGGGGAGCUAGUUUGUGGCUGUAACAGCAUUGCAGUAUGCAGGCCAAACAUGACGUUUGGAAUGUGUAACCUCCCGGAGGCGGGUGCUGCUCCGGCCCCAACUACAGCAGGGAAAAGCACAACGAACACGGGUAGUCAACUGGUUCGAUUUGAUUGGUUGUUUGGCACAGGUUUGAUGGCCAUCACCUUGUCUUUUGUAAAGCUCAUUUAGACUUUAGAAAUGCUAAACAUCUUCACUAUAUCUGCAAACUUGCAACCCUGCUCUUUGAACACCCAGAAAAAUUGAUUCAUAAUGAAUGGCAUGUGAUUAGCGUCAAA